ACCUCCAAAGUCAAAAAGUCUAACAUCAAACGCGCAGUUGCCCAGUUUGAAAAGAAUUAUAUUAUAUACAUAUAUGAACUUGGAAAUCAUUUGGAAAAGUCUUUCAGCUUUUUCUAUUUCAUUCUCCUCUUAUUACAUUGCAUUCUUCUUUCUUUUCUUUUUUUUUUUUUUUUUUGAAUUUCUUUUCUCUCAAUUAUCCAUUCUGUUUUAUCCCAUAAUCUCGACGGUUUUUUUUUAAUUGUAUCUUAAAUCAAAAUAAUCUAUCUUUUCUCAGUUUCACAUUCAUUCUUUAAUGUUCCCUUUCUUGAAUCAAAACCCAAUUUUGAUUAUACUCUUAUAUCCAGGAUUUUUUUUUUCUCUUUUAUUAGAUCAGGGAUUUUAAAUCUUUUUACAUUGUGAUUGACCUUUAAUUGUUUUUCUUGUAAUAUAAGGUUUUAGUGUUUUUAAUGCUUUCUAACAAAUGGGUUUUGUUUACUUCUGCUAUUAGUUUGUUUGAUUCGUUCUUUUGAUCCAUUGUGUUUUUGGGUUCAAAGUAUUUACUGGGAAAAAUUUAUUUUCAAGUGGAGUUCAGUUUUUUUUUUUUUUUUUUUUCUUUUGUUGGAGAAAUGAGGCUUCUUGUUCGUGUAAUAGAGGCAAGAAAUUUGCCCCCGAUGGAUCCUAAUGGGUUAAGUGAUCCUUAUGUUAGAGUGCAGCUGGGAAAGCAAAAGUUUAAGACCAAAGUGGUAAAGAGGAAUUUGAAUCCUAGUUGGGGGGAGGAAUUCAGUUUCAGGGUUGAUGACUUGAAUGAAGAAAUUGUGAUUUCUGUGCUAGAUGAGGAUAAGUAUUUCAAUGAUGAUUUUGUUGGGCAGCUUAAAGUGCCUAUCUCUAUCAUAUUUGAUGCUGAUAAUAAGUCUCUCGGCACUACUUGGUACACUCUACAACCUAAGAACAAGAAGUCCAAACACAAGGACUGCGGUGAAAUUCUUUUAGGUAUAUGUUUUUCACAUAAUAAUAAGUUUGUUGAUUCAGACUAUAACUGUGAUAAUGCAUCACAGCUGAGGAAGAAUGUAGACACAGGGACAGAAUCUCCUUCUAUGUCAUUUGGUGGGCCGUCAAACUCAUCCUCUCCAGCUAGAUUUGAGGAAACUGCAUCCUCUAAAGAGGAGAAGUCUGGUGUGCAAAAGAAUUUUGCUGUGAGAUUUGCUCAAAUGUUUAAUAAAAGUUCAGAUACAACAGCAAACAUUUGUAGUAGAGGUGGUGACAGUGCAGAGCCACCUGAAACGGCUGGACCUGAUGUUUGUGAUGAUGAGUCUGAAGAUCCUUCUCCUUCUGGUGCCUUUGCAGAAUUCAUGAGAGUAAUGGAAUCUAGAGAUAUGGGAAGUGAACUUCCGGGCAAUCUACCAGGUGGGGUGCUUCUAGAUCAAUUGUAUAUGAUUGCUCCUCAAGAUUUGAACUCUCUACUUUUCUCACCUGAUGCAAGUUUCCCAAGAUCAUUGGCAGAAAUUCAGGGAACGACAGAACAGCAAUUUGGCCCUUGGAAGUUUGAGAAUGGUGGUGAGAACUUAAAAAGGAUGAUUACUUAUAUUAAGGCUGCAACAAAACUAAUUAAGGCCGUGAAAGCCUUUGAGGAACAAACAUAUGUAAGAGGUGAUGGGAAGGUUUUUGCUGUUUUGGUGAGUGUAAGUACUCCAGAUGUUAUGUAUGGGAGCACCUUUAAGACUGAAUUGCUUUACUGCAUCUCACCUGGUCCUGAGAUUCCUUCAGGAGAGCAGACUUCACAUUUGGUAAUAUCCUGGCGAAUGAAUUUUCUACAAAGCACCAUGAUGAAAGGUAUGAUAGAAAAUGGAGCUAGACAAGGUCUGAAGGACAGCUUUGAGCAGUUUGCAUCUUUAUUAUCUCAAAUUGUUAAGCCAGUUGAUUUGAAGGACAUGGGGUCCACAAAAGAACAGGUUUUGGCUUCAUUGCAGGCGGAACCCCAGUCAGAUUUGAAACUGGCUGUACAAUAUUUUGCUAACUUUACUGCAGUUUCCACAGUUGUUAUUGGAUUAUAUGUAUUUGUACACAUUUGGCUAUGCCCUUCCUCCACAAUUCAAGGGCUAGAGUUUGUGGGGCUUGACUUACCAGAUUCAGUUGGGGAAUUUAUAGUGUGUGGUGUCCUGGUUCUUCAAUGUGAAAGGGUGCUAGAGUUAAUCUCUCGCUUUAUGCAUGCCAGAGUUCAAAAAGGCAGUGAUCAUGGAGUCAAAGCCCAGGGGGAUGGGUGGCUGCUCACAGUUGCACUGAUUGAGGGAAAUAAUUUGGCAGCUGUUGAUUCAAGUGGCUUCUGUGAUCCAUAUGUGGUAUUCACUUGUAAUGGACAAACUAGAACCAGCUCGAUUAAGUUCCAGAAAUCUGACCCUCUGUGGAAUGAAAUAUUUGAGUUUGAUGCAAUGGAUGAUCCUCCUUCUACGUUGGAUGUGGAAGUUUAUGAUUUUGAUGGGCCCUUUGAUGAAGCUACAUCAUUGGGACAUGCUGAAGUUAAUUUUCUAAAAUCUAAUGUAUCGGAUCUUGCUGACGUGUGGGUUCCUCUUCAAGGAAAGUUAGCUCAAGCAUGCCAAUCUAAGUUGCACCUGAGAAUUUUCUUGAAUAAUACGGGAGGCAGCAAUGUUGUUAAAGAGUACUUAAAUAAGAUGGAAAAAGAGGUGGGAAAGAAGAUAAAUUUGCGUUCACCUCAAACAAAUUCAUCUUUUCAAAAGCUCUUUGGGCUUCCACCAGAAGAAUUUCUCAUCAAUGAUUUUACCUGUCACCUAAAGCGAAAAAUGCCCUUGCAGGGUCGUUUGUUUCUAUCAGCAAGAAUAAUUGGGUUUCAUGCGAAUCUGUUUGGGCAAAAGACUAAAUUUUUCUUUCUCUGGGAGGAUAUAGAAGAGAUCCAAGUUUAUCCUCCUACACUAUCUUCAAUGGGUAGUCCGAUAAUUGUUAUGACUCUCCGGCAAGGCAGAGGUAUGGAUGCUAGACACGGGGCAAAGACACAAGAUGAGGCAGGAAGGCUGAAAUUCCAUUUUCAGUCUUUUGUAUCUUUCAAUGUAGCUCAUAGGACAAUCAUUGCUCUGUGGAAGGCUAGAUCUUUGACCCCAGAACAGAAGGUGCAAAUGAUAGAAGAAGAAUCAGAAACCAAAAUUCUCCAAACUGAAGAGAGUGGAUCCUUCUUGGAUCUCGAGGAUGUUAACCUCUCUGAGGUUUAUUCUUCUGCGGUUUCUGUCCCUACAAAUUUCUUAAUGGAUCUCUUUGGUGGGAGCGAAUUGGAGCGAAAAGCAAUGGAGAAAGCUGGUUGUCUUAACUAUUCCUAUACUCCAUGGGAACUGGAGAAGGCUGAUGUGUAUGAGAGGCAGAUAUAUUACAGAUUUGAUCAGCGUGUAUCCCGUUAUAGAGGAGAGGUGACUAGUACACAACAAAAAUACCCCAUAUCUGAUCGAAAAGGUUGGAUCGUGCAAGAGGUUAUGACUCUCCAUGGGGUUCCCCUUGGUGACAAUUUUAAUCUUCACUUGAGAUACCAAAUUGAGGAUUUGCCCUCAAAACCAAAAGGCUGUCAUGUGCGCGUAUUUAUUGGAAUUGCUUGGUUGAAAAGCACCAGGCAUCAGAAAAGGAUUACAAAGAACAUUCUCUCAAAUUUGGAAGAUCGGUUGAAGGUGCUUUUCAGUGCGACUGAAAGGGAAUAUGCCAACAGAUAGGAAAGACAUGCACACUGUUGUAGAUGUUGAUGUUGUGGACUUGAAUAAGGUUGAUCACUCAGCUCCUGCUUUCUACAAGAAACGCAUUCUCUGUCUAUUUCGCAAUCCUGCAGACCGCUAGAUGUUCUUUCAGAUAUCAUUUUGCAUAGCUGCUGGGGAUAUUAUUUAUUCAGAGAAAUCCUGAUAUUUUUGAACUUCAAGGGAAAAGAUCUGAAGUGGCCCUUUCACAUGAAGAUUUAGAGUUGAAUUAGAUGGGGAUCAUUUUGUUUAUUUCCGUUCCAUGCUUGUGAAGAUUGAAAGUUCUGUCUAAAAUAGCCUGUAAAUACUUGUACUCCUAUCCUAUAUAGAUUCAGUGGAGCUGCUGCUAUUCUUUUUUUUUUUCUUCGUUUUAUAGUAUAUAUAUACACAAAUCCUUCAUCUC
This is a messenger RNA of Ricinus communis (castor bean), 4104 nucleotides long. Its product is annotated as C2 and GRAM domain-containing protein At1g03370. Lineage: Eukaryota; Viridiplantae; Streptophyta; Magnoliopsida; Malpighiales; Euphorbiaceae. The transcript has 9 exons. The record is from RefSeq and is a predicted model, not a curated record. Bases 606 to 3683 code for a protein of 1025 amino acids.